Messenger RNA from Notodromas monacha, 2665 nucleotides. The record is from the annotation of a GenBank genome assembly. NCBI's taxonomy places the organism in Eukaryota, Metazoa, Arthropoda, Ostracoda, Podocopida, Cyprididae.
AUGACCUCGGGCUUGACCGCGAAAACUUGUUCGGGCGCCACACGGGGUUCACCCACCUGUGGUUGGGGUUAUGGCUGCGGCUGGAAUGGGAAACUCAUGGCGCGACACUCGGAUAGACACGCGGUUUUGCGGUUGCUGAGUCGUGGUGAUGCAUUGAAUGGAAACUCGUCGUCGUCGAUGCCGGCAACGGAAGUGGAGAAGAUCACGUUGAACGGGUGCUCCAAGUUGACAGAUCGCAGCGUCGCGGCCAUUUCGAGGAAAUGCCCUAGACUGCGUCACUUGGAAGUGCGCAACUGCCCGAACCUCACGGACCAGGCCUUGGUGCACUUGAGCCACCGAUGCCUAGACCUGGAACACCUCGAUUUUUCCGGUAAGAAUAACUUUUGCCCACCAUGUUCAAGUUGUUGUCUUGAAAUACGGGACGUGAACAAAGUCCCAAGCUGUUCUCAAAUAACUUGUUUGAGUUUGCAAUACAUGGACGGUCUUGUCGGGGGUUCGAAGACAAGGUCAGUGCCGAGUCCCGGAGGAGGCUCUGGUAGUCAUUCCGAGUCACAAGUGGACUCUUCGUCGUCGUCUCCAUCUCCGUUGUCCAUCCCACCGUGUCUGCCACCGAAGCAGAUGUGUCUCCAGUAUUUGGACCUGACGGAUUGCCACAUGUUGGGCGACAAGGGCCUGACUACCGUCGUCAGCGUCUGUACCCAGCUGCUCUACCUCUACUUGCGACGAUGCAUCCGAAUAACUGAUAUCGGAGUUAAUUCCGUGUCCAUCUACUGCCAGCUGCUCCGCGAGUUCAGCGUCUCCGACUGCGUCCACGUCACGGACGUCAGCCUCUCUAAGCUGUCGAGCCUGGGCCCGAAUCUCCGCUAUUUGUCCGUGGCCAAGUGCGAGCAAGUGACUGACGUCGGCCUAGCACACAUUGCUCGGCGCUGCUACAAGCUCCGAUAUCUGAAUGUGCGUGGGUGCGAAGCCAUCACUGACAACGCUCUGGAAGUGUUGUCCAGAUCGUGUCCGCGCCUUCGAGCCCUGGACAUUGGCAAAUGCGACGUUACGGACCGCGGACUCCGGUUUUUGUCGCAGUACUGCCCGAACCUCAAGAAACUCAGUCUCAAGAGCUGCGACGUCAUCACCAACAAGGGCAUACAGUACAUUGCGUAUUACUGCCGGGGACUGCAGCAGCUCAACAUUCAGGACACUUGCAUCACGGUGGAUGGAUACCGGACGGUGAAGAAGUUCUGCAAGCGCUGUAUUAUCGAGCACACGAACCCGGCCUUUUACUAGCCGAUACCGUCCCGUUUAUUUAUACCAAGUGUUUUUGUUGUUGUUCGUCUCCGAACCGUGCUGUGAUGUGACGAAAGAAGAUGAAAAUGUGGACAGAAAAUGUUGAGCUGAUCAGGGUAAACGGCGGAGGAGUGGACCAGCAAGUGCCAGAUACCAAUUUAUUUUUUGUUUGUUUAAAGUAUCGUUACGAAAUGUCGAGAAUGCGGAAGAAUGAGCUGGCGAUGAUUAAGCUGCAUUUCGGGCCGAAUGAAGUGAUUUUUCGGUGUCAAAUCAUCACAUUCACGCAAAUGUAAGACGCAUCCUUAGUUUAACCUUCCGAAAGACUUGCUGUUGCUUGCAUUCGAAUGUUGAGUACAGUACUGGGUUAUGUAUGUGCUUCCAUUCGAAUCAUUCACGUCUUCCAACGCCAUUCUUUUGACACCUGAAACUAAUAUAAAGCAUCAUCUGGCCGAAUUACAAAAAAUAUACGUGUUUGUGAGCCAAAGUGAAAAAGCAUGUGUUGCUUCACGUAAAGUAACUUGGUUGUCAGCAUAGUAAUGCUUUCAACGUUGAUUUUACUUCAAAAGACUUUCGAACACUUCCCUGCACAAUUCGUCAUUCUAAUCCAAUGCUUUUCAAAUUGAAAUUGUCAUUAUAAAGUUGGUGUAUUUCGUGGUCCACCCCGUUCUGUACAAUAGUUCUCCACAUAUUGCGGAGAAAGUGAAAGGGUGACGUACAUGAAUUAGGUAAUUUCUUUCAGUUUGAAAGGCAAACAAAUUUAAGGUGCGUCUUAUAUUCGCGUGCAUAUGAUUUAUCAAAAGUGAAGGUGGCUCCAGAUCAAAACACUCAUGGUUCUGUGGAGUUCUCCAUGCGGAAAAAAAGGGUUGAGUUUCGUGUCUCGGAACUCGGUAGUUCGGGGUGCCAUUCCUUUUUUUUUUUUUAGAAAUGCUUCAUGCUUUGUCCUUUAUUUAGUUCUCUGACGCGAGCAUUUCAAAUUUCGUCCAAUUCUUUUGAAAAUAUUGCGCGAGAAUUCCAGCAAAUUUGUUUUUAACGAACUGCAGCAGCCAAGCCAAAGUCGACUUUCCCCUCGAAUUUUGAAAGGCCAAAAGAAAGGCCAAUGAUUCAGAGGUCUUGCGUUUCUAGUGCAGAUUGCUUGCCCGUUUUUCUUCCAUUUUUUAUUCCAGUUUUGGUGCUACUGUGCGAUUUUUUUUGCCCGUUGUAAUGACGGAUACAUUGUGAUAAAUUUUUGCGCGCGACUGGAAUUCCCGUAUCAGGGUUAAGGAGAGAUUUGCGAGGACGCAUGCGGUAUACUUUUGGCCUUUGUUACGAUGCAAGGCUGUUUCGGAACGUGUGAAAGUGUUUGACGUGAAGUGCUGACAUUUAAUAAAAAUGCGAGGUUUACAGCAAA